Messenger RNA from Fundulus heteroclitus (mummichog), 2929 nucleotides. RefSeq names its product zinc finger BED domain-containing protein 1-like. The transcript has 3 exons. The coding region runs from base 982 to 2235 and encodes 417 amino acids. NCBI's taxonomy places the organism in Eukaryota, Metazoa, Chordata, Actinopteri, Cyprinodontiformes, Fundulidae. The record is from RefSeq and is a predicted model, not a curated record. Gene Ontology annotation, molecular function: protein dimerization activity.
AGGCAUGGCAAGAUUCACCGAUGCGUGUCGGAACAUCGGAACGACCUGUUGGAUACGGUUGCAUCGAUUUGCAAACGUCUGCAUCGGUAAAAACCGCACAUAAACUCGAGAUGCAUCGUAUCAAAACUACCUGCAUCGAUACAAACUGAUUAUUAUCUUCUAUUAUUAUAACUUUUUAGAAACGUGUCUUUGAGUUUUAGUUGCGUUUCUUUCCAUCCCUGUUGCCUACUGCGUGCAUGCUAGUCUCUCUGCCACUCAAGUCUCGCCCGAAGCCUCGCGCGAGUAGGAGGGUCUAAACUUGCUUUCGAAGAGGACAGAGGCGGCAAGCUAGAAACCACGUUAGCAUGGAGGAAAACGAAACAGAGAGAAUACAUUCGGUUACGCGCUUUAGGUCAACGGUAUGGAAAGACUUUGGCUUCUACAAACGAGAUGGAGAGUUGGACAAGACAAUGGCCAUAUGUAAACACUGCAGAACAGAGGUACGAUAUACAGGCAGCACAACAAAUAUGUCGCAACAUCUGAAGCGGCACCACAGUACAGUAGUUCAGUCCCCGGAGACGUCAGCUAGCAGUGCUACUCCAACAACUUCACGUGAGCCACGAAUACCUCAUUUUUUUCAAGCGCCACUUGCAAGCAAUUCUGCCCGGGCGAAUUCUAUCACGGACGCCUUAUCUUUCUUCCUCUGCAAAGGCAUCCAACCGUACAACAUUACAGCAAACGAGGGAUUCAAAUACCUGCUUGAAGUGUUGGAGCCAAGGUAUAGCAUACCAGACAGAAGGGUGUUUUCGGACCGAAUAGUUCCUGCGCUUUACGAGAAAGUGAAAGUGGAUGUUCUCAGCUCAAUGGGUCGUGCACAGAGGGUGUCAAUAACGGUUGAUGGUUGGACCUCCUGUGCCACUGAUUCUUACAUUACUGUUACGGCACACUACGUGAACGAAGAGUGGGACAUGCAGUCUCACGUCCUGCAAACGCGAGUGUUUAAUGAGUCUCACACUGGGGUCAACUUGGCUGCGUUGCUGCAAGAUGUACUUCGCGAGUGGAACCUCGGAGAAAAAAAAACCUGCCUUGGUGACAGACAACGCAAGAAACAUGCUAGUGGCAGGGGCUGGCGCAGAGAUAACACCCCAUGUCCGAUGCGUAGCCCACACAUUAAACUUGGCCUCGCAAAAGGCACUGAAGGUGGACAGGGUGUCCGAAUUGUUGGUGAAGGUGAGGAAGGUUGUUGCAUACUUCCAUAAAAGCCCACAAGCAGCUGAGGUUUUGAGGGAAAUUCAGUCCCAGCUACGCCUACCCAACCACAAACUUAUUCACGAUGUCUGUACAAGAUGGAACAGCUCUGUGGACAUGCUGGAGAGAUUCUGGGAGCAACAUCCUGCUCUGUUGAACGCUAUGCUGUCGAGAAGGAUCAGGAGGGGAGAGGGCCUGUUAGCAGUGAAUGAGGACGACAUGACUCUGAUCCAGGAAAUCAUCAAGCUGAUGUCCCCUGUCAAAGUGGCCACCACACUUUUGAGUGAAGAAAAAAGCCCAACCAUCUCAAUGAUCGCCCCAAUACAAGCCAAACUCCACAAACACUUCUCCGAAGACAACACUGACCUGCCAAUCAUUGCAGAUAUGAAGCAGCGCUUCAGACAAGAUUUUUUUGAUCGUUACUUGGAUCUCCAAGAACUCCUCUACAAUGCAUCGGGCCUUGAUCCCAGAUUCAAAGACCUGGCUUUCCUUGAUGUGGACUCCAGAGACCUCAUCUUCAUGAAAAUAACAUCUGAGGUGGUGAAGAUGAACGAGCAGACAGGAGACAGUGCUGCACUGUAUGAAGGAGAGGCAGAUGAGGGAGGCAGCGACGGAAGCCCCAGCAGGGAACGGAGAGAUGAUGAUGCCUCGCCCUCUCCUAAAAAGAAGACUGCCAUGGACCAGCUGUUUGGAGAGUUCAUCACCACAAGAACGCCAUUGAAGACCAUGAGGGAGAAAGCUAAGGAUGAAAUUUUAAAAUACAGAGAGAGAGAUUCCUUAGAACUAGGCGGUGAUGUGUUGCAGUGGUGGAAAGGGCAGGUGGACCUGCCACUCCUUUCAGCUUUAGCUAAGGAUUACUUGUCCAUUCCAGCAACUAGUGUGAGCUCUGAGCGUGUCUUUAGCAGUGCAGGGAAUAUUGUCACUGCCCAACGUAGUCUCCUGCACCCUGACCAUGUUGAUCAAUUGAUCUUUCUUAAAAAGAAUUUGAAAAAGACCCAUCUGGGUUAAAUGUUGGGAUUCACUUGUCUUAAUUUACAUAUGGGGAACUGUUACUCCCUUGUUAUGAUCAUUUGUUCAGAAUGAUUAAUCAUUUUACAGAGGCACAGAGGUAAUGAGUAUACCACUUUUGAAACGUAACAUUUUGAACUAUAUUUCAAUAAGUAGACAUGUUAUUUUCAAAAUGUGCACUGAGUAAAUGGAAAAUGACAUUUCAGUUAGAUUAUUAACCUUAGUUUGCUCUUCAGAUAUUGUAUGCACAUUUUGGACAUACCAUUUUUACCUAUGCACAUUUUGGAAAUUACUUGUGUGCCUAUUAGAAUAUUGUUCAAAAUGUUGCUUUUCAAAUGGGGUGUACUUGUCAAUGGUGUGCAUUGUAUAUUUGGGGGAAAAUGCGAUGUGUCCCUGUGUUAAGUUUUUCUUUUAGUUUUUAUAAUAGAUGGAAUAUCCUGGCCUGCACCUUUUGUAUAAGGGCAUUUUAUUUGUUUUACCUCAUGUAUAAACUUCAAGCACUUUUUUAAAGGCUUAACUGGAAAAUGUGCCUUUGUGCCUUUGCUUUAAUUGUUGGACAACAUGCACUUCAGAGAAAUCUUAUUUUUGUUUGAAGUUUAUACUUAUAAAGUUUCAGAGAGACAAUCACUCUCUAAUUUGCACUUCCUUUGUUUCAAAAUAAAAGGCACAGUUAGCUUGCGUGCCAUAACUUGAA